AUAAAACGAUUCAAAAUGAUUAAUAUUUCUGUGUCAGAAUUCAUGAUAGUGUGCAGCAGCAUUCUUCUCGUCUUUUUACUGCUGACCGAAAUUCUGGAUUGGACACAAUUAUUCCCGUGGCUGGAAAACGAGUGCCAUUUCCCUAAAUUCUCGUUUGGCUACUCGGAGCACAAUGGUCCUCACGUGUGGAAAGUGUUGUAUCCGGCCAGUAAUGGCAGCAAUCAGUCGCCAAUCAACAUUACGACUCGGCUGGCUGUUGUCGUGCAACCAUCGGAGCCUCUUCGAUGGACUGGCUACAAUAAAGGACCAUUAUCGAUGACUAUAGCGAAUAACGGAAAUAACGUGAUAGUGAACACAAUGUGGAGAAGCUCGUCUCGGCCGCAUAUUCAAGGAGGAACCUUGACUAACAUUUACGAUUUCUGUUCGAUGGUAUUUCACUGGGGACAGUCGAACGGAGAAGGCAGCGAGCACACUUUAGAUUACGUUCGUUUUCCUAUGGAGCUGCAAGUGUGUCACAUCAGUCGGAACUUUAAUUCACCGUCGGAAGCCAUCGCUGAAAAAGCCAGCGACGCCAUGCUGAUCGUGUCGUUCUUUUUCCAGAUUACGAAUGCUGACAAUCCUUACUUGGAUCACAUAGUAACAAAUUUAUGGCGAAUCGCUCAGCCUGGCACCAAGUCCCACAUUCCACCCUUCCCUCUGGAGUGGAUUCUCUCACCUUUCGAAAAGCAUUACUAUAUGUACAGUGGCUCUCUUACUCAACCUCCCUGUAGUGAAAUCGUCACUUGGAUCGUACAACCCGAGCCGAUCGCUAUAUCUUCGUUCCAAGUUGCGCAAUUUCGAAAACUCCGCUCCGUGGACGGUCCUAUCCUCUUAAACUGCAGGCCCGUUCAACGACUAAACGAACGCAACGUGUACUUCUACGAAUAGCGCCCGGCCUCAAGCAACUUCCCUUUAAAUGCCGUAAACACGUUUGU
Messenger RNA from Hylaeus anthracinus, 974 nucleotides. Its product is annotated as carbonic anhydrase 1-like. Bases 16 to 927 code for a protein of 303 amino acids. Lineage: Eukaryota; Metazoa; Arthropoda; Insecta; Hymenoptera; Colletidae. Gene Ontology annotation, cellular component: cytoplasm. The transcript is spliced from 5 exons. Gene Ontology annotation, molecular function: zinc ion binding; carbonate dehydratase activity. The record is from RefSeq and is a predicted model, not a curated record.